AUGGAUUCUAAUCUUAAGCUUUCGAAGUUGAUGGCGAUUUCAGUGUUGUUAGUAUUAUUGAGGUUGAGAAGCUGGGCAAAUGCAAAGCCCGAAGUGCCCUGUUUCUUUAUUUUCGGGGAUUCGUUUUCGGAUAAUGGAAACAACAAUGACCUUAAAACAUUGGCCAAGGUAGAUUAUCCGCCGUACGGGAAUGAUUUUCCUUUGGGACCAACAGGAAGGUUUACCAAUGGCCGAAACCUACAAGAUUUUAUCGUUGAGCUUUUGGGGUUCAAAAAUUAUAUACCUUCUUUCUCCGAAGUAAAAGAGACCGGGAAAAACAUCCUUAGAGGUGUGAACUAUGCGUCCGGUUCUGCAGGCAUUCUCGACGAAACCGGAAAAUAUAAUGGUGCUCGGAUACCCUUGACCCAGCAGAUUAUACAAAAUCACAAAAUUAUUAUUCAAGACAUAACUAAGGGAAUGCAAAACGAUCUACCAGCGGCAAAAAAGCUUCUAAACAAAUGCAUUUAUUCGAUUCAAGUCGGAAGCAAUGACUACAUCAACAAUUAUUUCAUACCGAAAUUCUAUGACACCAGCCGACGUUAUAGUCUAUCAGCAUUUACCGACCUGCUCAUUCAACAACUUUCAAACCAAAUUAAGGUUUUGUACGAUAACAGUGCAAGGAAGUUUGCCGUGUAUGGACUACCGCCGAUCGGUUGCACCCCGAAUGCGAUUUCGCUGUAUGGGACCACAAAUGGGUCACCUUGUGUAGACAAGUUGAACCAGGCUGCAGUCAUCUUCAAUGAAAAACUCACGCCACUUAUCUACCAACUUAACAACAAUCUAACCCAUGCUAAAUUUACCUAUCUCAAUCCUUCCGGGUCUCCAAUCGAUCCCGCAGAAAUCGUGAAAAAUGGUACAUGUUGCAAAACCGGAGGCGGUGCCGGAGAACUUUGUAUUCGGAAUUCGAAGCCAUGUAGUAACCCGAAGAAGCACAUUUUUUGGGACGGUGUCCAUCUUACCGAGGAUCAAAUGCAGGUCAUGGCCAACAAUGCUUAUAGCUGCAGCUCUCCUGUUUGUGCUAAUCCAUUUAACCUUCAUAAAUUAGCAAUGCUUUGA
Messenger RNA from Hibiscus syriacus, 1095 nucleotides. RefSeq names its product GDSL esterase/lipase At1g29660-like. NCBI's taxonomy places the organism in Eukaryota, Viridiplantae, Streptophyta, Magnoliopsida, Malvales, Malvaceae. Bases 1 to 1095 code for a protein of 364 amino acids. The record is from RefSeq and is a predicted model, not a curated record. The transcript has 5 exons. Gene Ontology annotation, molecular function: hydrolase activity, acting on ester bonds.